This is a messenger RNA of Syngnathus typhle (broad-nosed pipefish), 2488 nucleotides long. RefSeq names its product neuralized E3 ubiquitin protein ligase 1B (gene neurl1b). Gene Ontology annotation, biological process: ubiquitin-dependent endocytosis. The transcript is spliced from 6 exons. Bases 245 to 1960 code for a protein of 571 amino acids. NCBI's taxonomy places the organism in Eukaryota, Metazoa, Chordata, Actinopteri, Syngnathiformes, Syngnathidae. Gene Ontology annotation, cellular component: early endosome. The record is from RefSeq and is a predicted model, not a curated record. Gene Ontology annotation, molecular function: ubiquitin protein ligase activity.
CGCCUGCUUCUCUUCCAAGCAAAGGCACACGCUCAAGACACAGACACACACACGGUGGCGGUUUUGAUCAAAAUUCACACAGAUUCUUAUUUGCAUUGGGAAGAGAGACAAGAGGGAGGGAGAGAGAGCGAGAGAGAGGGAGAAAAAGAGCGAGAGGAGAGACAGUACACAUGGAUGUGCAGAAGAGCACUGCAAUAAUAAUCUGGAUUAAUUUCACAGCCAGUGCGCGGAAUUUGUGGACAUAAUGGGGAAUACCACACCCAAACCAUUAAUAGAUGCGACUCUGCAAACCCGUCCAGUGGCAAACAGGCAGUACUACACCUUGCCCAACAAUGUGACCGCACAUGAGAGAAGGUCGGCGCAUCCAGUUAGCGUCAGUAUGGAGUCCCCCCGCUUUCACCCCCACGCCAAAGGCAAGAACAUCCGGCUGGAUGGGCAGCUUCGCCGUGCCACUCGCAAGAACAGCUUCUGCAAUGGAAUCACCUUCAGUCACAGGCCCGUCCAUCUCUACGAGAAGGUGAGGCUUCGUCUCACCGGUGUGCACACCGGCUGGAGCGGAGCGCUACGCUUUGGCUUCACCAGCCUAGACCCCAGCGACCUGAUCAUAUCCGACAUCCCCAAGUACGCUUGUCCAGAUUUGGUGACACGGCCCGGUUACUGGGCCAAGGCGCUGCCAGAGAGACUUGCCCUGAAGGACAGCGUGCUGGCCUUCUGGGCCGAUCGUCACGGGAGGGUUUUCUACAGCAUCAACGAUGGCGAGCCAAUCCUCUUCCACUGCGGCCUCAGCAUUGGCUGCCCGCUCUGGGCCAUCAUCGAUAUUUACGGCAUCACUCAGGAGGUCACGCUGCUGGAAAGCACGUUUGCCGAGAGCGUUAGAUCGAGCUGCCUGAGCGCGGCCCGCCUGAGUGCCUAUCUGCCCCAGAGCAGCCACGACUCUGCCAAUUACAGCAACAAUCAACUGGAGAACAACCAGGCCGCCGCCGCCAAGAUGGCCAACAUCCAGCUCCAUACUUACACUCAGUUCAUCCCUUGGUGUUCGUCCAACUCAUCCUCCACCAAGCCAGCCUCAUCUGCCUCCAGCGGAUUGUCCCGAGUGGUCCGCAGCCUCCCCUCCUCGCUGGACGGCGACCUGCACUUUCACCCCAUCCGCGGUUCCGACAUCAUACUGUCCGCGGACCGCUCGGCCGCCUGUAUUCACUUUCUGGACAGCAGUCGGACUCUUGUGUUCAGCGAUCGGCCGCUACACCAAGGAGAAACUUUAUACGUAGAGGUUGGCCAUCUGGGUCUGCCUUACUUCGGGGCGCUCUUGUUUGGUUUGACGUCCUGUGACCCGGCCAGCCUGCACGCCGGUGACCUGCCGGCCGACCCCGAGGUUCUGCUGGACCGCAAGGAGUACUGGGUGGUGCAUCGCGGCUUUCCCAUGCCGUGCUCCGGGGACGUACUCAGCUUUAGCCUGCUGCCCAGCGGAGAGGUGCAUCACGGGGUGAACGGAGUGGGACGCGGCAGGCUGCUUUGUGUGGACUCUUCUCAGGUGCUGUGGGCCUUCUUCGCCUUGCAUGGGGCUGUCAACAGACUCAGGAUACUCGGAACGCAGCAGCCAAGCCCUGCCUCCACAUCUCCCGGCACCUCCCACAGCAGCAGUCCAGACGACAGCGAUUCAGAUCUGGCCUUUAGUGUCAACAGAUCCUCCUCUGCGUCUGAAUCCUCUCUGGUGACUGCUCCCAGCUCACCUCUCAGUCCUCCCGUCUCUCCUGGCCUGGCCGGCUUAGAGUGGCCCUCUUGUGAAAAGAACGGGGAAUGCACCAUUUGCUUCGACCAAGAAGUGGACACGGUCAUCUAUACGUGCGGCCACAUGUGCCUGUGCAACGACUGCGGACUGAAGCUCAAGAGGCAGAUCAACGCCUGCUGCCCAAUUUGCAGGAGGCCCAUCAAAGACGUGAUCAAAACAUAUCGGCCGUGAUGACUGGGGCUCUCAUUCUCUCAGGCCUGGUUGGACGCCAACUGCAGAUUAGCCAUAAGAGGACAUCAUUGUGCCAAUGGGAUUUUGUAUGUUAAUCAUCUCUCGAGAUAAACCAAGCUUCACUGUCUAAUCUUAACCAGACUGCAUAUAUGAGCGCCGGUAUUUUUGGUAAAGAAUGAUGCGAUGUAUUAUAUCCUGAUGUUUAAUCAUCAGUUUGCUUUCUAAUGUUGCUACAUGUAUUCAUAAUACAGUAAAUGUCUAUUGUUGCAGAUAUUUAAGGCUUUAGUUGGAAAACGUGGAUAAGAGUUUUAGUGCCUUAGAUUAUUAUUUUGUCUCAGUUUUGUUUUAAUUGACAAUCCAGGCCAUAUUUUUGAAUGUUUCUGAUGGAAAGUGCUGAUUUAAAGGCACCCCAGAAUGUGUAAGCAGUAUGUGGACGGUAAAUGAAGUCAUGUUUGGAGAGGUUGUUGUAAAUGAAGAGUCUGCUUUUUCACAUUGAGAGAAAAAUAAAAGUGAGGUAAUAGAUGUAAA